GUAGCGUGGCCGCGCGGGUCCGCGCAUCUGCUGAGCACGCGCGCCAGUGUGUGUCGCGCGCAGGCUAGUUGGGCAGCGGGAGACGCGCAGUAUCUGUGCGAGUCAGGGCGGGCGGGAGCUGGUGUCGGAGGAGCCUGGAGAGCGACCUCCCUGCCAGUACUUCCGAGCGAGCGGCUGCGGCAGCGGGGAGUGAGCUGAGGGAUGCGCCGCGUCCGCAACACCCAGUGUUGAUGUCAUGACGGCAUACUGGACUGUUCUAAAGAUGCACUGCAGGUACUGAUGGGAAGGGGAUCAAUAUGAAUGUAAAUGAUGUUGGAGGAAGACGACGCUUUGAGGACAGUGAGUUUACACUACACGUAUAUCCUGGGAGCAUUGCUGAAGGAACUAUCUAUUGCCCUAUUACCGCCAGAAAAACAUCAACAGCUGCUGAGGUAAUAGACGCUCUCAUUAAUAAACUCCAACUAGACAAAACAAAAUGUUAUGUCCUAGCAGAGGUGAAGGAGUUUGGUGGGGAGGAAUGGAUUCUCAACCCUACAGACUGCCCUGUCCAACGCAUGAUGUUGUGGCCCCGCAUGGCCCUGGAGAACCGAUUGAGUGGGGAAGACUAUCGUUUCCUUCUGAGGGAGAAGAAUCUAGAUGGGUCUAUUCAUUAUGGGAGUCUACAGUCCUGGUUACAAGUGACAGAAGAGCGUCGCAGGAUGAUGGAACGUGGAUUCCUUCCUCAGCCACAGCAGAAGGACUAUGAUGAUUUGUGCAGUUUACCAGAUUUAAAUGAGAAAACACUCUUGGAAAAUCUCAGAAACCGCUUUAAGCAGGAAAAAAUUUAUACCUAUGUAGGCAGCAUUCUGAUAGUCAUUAAUCCAUUCAAAUUUCUCCCCAUUUACAAUCCUAAGUAUGUCAAAAUGUAUGAUAAUCAUCAGCUGGGAAAGCUGGAGCCCCAUAUUUAUGCUGUGGCUGAUGUGGCCUACCAUGCUAUGCUUCAGCGCAGGAAGAACCAGUGCAUUGUGAUUUCAGGAGAAAGUGGGUCAGGCAAAACACAGAGCACAAACUUUCUGAUUCAUCACCUCACUGCUCUCAGCCAGAAGGGAUUUGUUAGUGGAGUAGAACAGAUUAUUCUCGGAGCUGGGCCAGUGCUUGAGGCUUUUGGAAAUGCAAAGACAGCGCAUAAUAACAACUCCAGUCGCUUUGGCAAGUUUAUUCAAGUGAAUUACCAGGAAACAGGCACUGUGCGAGGAGCUUAUGUUGAAAAGUAUUUACUGGAGAAAUCCAGGCUAGUCUAUCAGGAACACAAUGAACGGAACUACCAUGUAUUUUAUUACCUUCUGGCAGGAGCAAGUGAGGAAGAAAGAUCAGCAUUCCAUCUUAAACAACCCGAGGAGUAUCAUUACCUCAAUCAGAUGACAAAGAAACGCAUCAGACAGAGCUGGGAUGAUUAUUACUAUGACUCUGAGCCGGAUUGUUUCUCUGUUGAAGGGGAAGACCUGAAGCAUGAUUUUGAGCGCUUACAACUGGCCAUGGAGAUGGUGGGAUUUCUUCCCAAGACUCGCGGACAAAUUUUCUCUCUCUUAUCUGCAAUACUACACUUGGGUAACAUCUGUUACAAAAAGAAAACAUACCGGGAUGAUUCUAUAGAUAUUUGUAACCCUGAAGUACUACCUAUUGUCUCAGAAUUGCUGGAGGUAAAAGAAGAGAUGCUGUUUGAAGCCCUGGUUACCAGAAAGACAGUGACGGUGGGAGAGAAGCUUAUUUUACCAUACAAACUUGCAGAGGCCGUGACUGUGCGGAAUUCCAUGGCUAAAUCAUUGUACAGUGCCCUGUUUGAUUGGAUAGUUUUUCGAAUUAAUCAUGCACUUUUGAAUACAAAGGAUGUGGAGGAAAGCACUAAGACUUUGUCCAUUGGAGUACUUGAUAUCUUUGGGUUUGAAGAUUAUGAAAAUAACAGCUUUGAACAAUUCUGCAUUAACUUUGCUAAUGAACGCUUACAGCACUACUUUAACCAACACAUCUUUAAACUAGAGCAGGAGGAGUAUAGAGCAGAAGGCAUCAGCUGGCACAACAUAGACUAUAUAGAUAACUCUGGCUGUAUAAAUCUUAUCAGCAAGAAACCAACAGGACUGCUCCACCUGCUGGAUGAAGAAAGCAAUUUUCCACAAGCCACAAACCAAACACUACUGGACAAGUUUAAGCGUCAGCAUGAGGGGAAUUCUUACAUUGAAUUUCCAGCCGUGAUGGAGCCGGCUUUUAUCAUAAAUCACUAUGCUGGAAAAGUGAAAUACGGAGUGAAGGAUUUCCGGGAGAAAAACACAGAUCAUGUGCGGCCAGACAUUGUAGCUCUCCUAAGAAGCAGCAAGAACGCCUUUAUCUGUGGGAUGAUAGGGAUUGAUCCAGUGGCUGUAUUCCGCUGGGCAGUCCUCAGAGCUUUUUUCAGGGCUAUGGUUGGUUUUAGGGAGGCUGGAAAACGAUACACUGAGAAGAAAACUGGGCAUGAUGAUGCAGUGCCAUGUGCGGUUUUGAAAAGUGUGGAUAGUUUUAGCUUUCUACAUCACCCAGUCCAUCAGAGGAGCUUAGAGAUCCUGCAGAGAUGCAAGGAGGAGAAGUACAGUAUUACUCGGAAAAGCCCAAGAACGCCCCUUUCAGAUCUUCAGGGAGUUAACACCAUCAAUGAGAAAACCCAGCGUGAUACCUAUGGAGUUGGCUGGACUGGCAGGAUGGGAAUCCGACAAGGCCGACUCUCUAGUCCUAGCUCCUUCCUAGACAAAGAUGGAAUAUUUGUUAAUUCGACCAACAGCAAGCUGCUGGAGAGGGCCCAUGGCAUUCUCAUGAGAAACAAGAACUUCAAAGUCAAACCCAAUCUCCCAAAGCACUUGUUGGAGGUGAAAUCUCUCAAGCACCUAACUAACCUGACACUGCACGAUCGCAUUACAAAGUCUCUUCUCCACCUCCAUAAGAAGAAGAAACCACCCAGCAUCAGUGCACAAUUCCAGGCAUCCCUCAACAAGUUGAUGGAGACUCUUGGUCAAGCGGAGCCUUAUUUUGUCAAGUGCAUUCGAUCUAAUGCUGAAAAGCUCCCUCUGAGGUUCAGUGACAGCCUGGUGCUUAGGCAGCUGCGAUAUACAGGAAUGCUGGAAACAGUUCGAAUUCGGCAGUCUGGGUACAGCUGCAAAUAUUCCUUCCAGGACUUUGUGGACCAUUUCCAUGUUCUGCUGUCACGAGGAAUCAGCCCAUCUAAGCACAACAUCCAUGAUUUCUUCAGGAAAAUAAAGCUCAGUCCAGACAAUUAUCAAGUUGGGAGAACAAUGGUUUUCAUGAAGGAGCGGGAGCGCCAGCUUUUGCAGGAUUUGCUGCACCAGGAGGUGCUCCGGAGGAUUACUCUGCUGCAGCGUUGGUUCCGCGCUAUACUGGAGAGAAGGCACUUCUUGAACUUGAGGCAGGCAGCAGUGAUCGUACAGAAGUACUGGCGCAGUUAUCAGAGUAGAAAGCAAGCUGAAGACUCCCUAGUUGAUACUCUCCCUUUCAGCAAUGCAGCACUCGUUCUCCAGGCCCACUGGCGAGGUUUUGUGGAGAGGCGAAGAUUUCUGCAGAUGCGGGAUGCAGCCUUCAUCAUCCAGAACUAUUGGCAGGAAUGCUCUAGGCGUAGGCAUGCCGCAGCCAUGUGCAUACAAGGAGGCUGGCGAGGAUACUGCGCAAAGAGACUCUACAAGGCCAAAAGAAAUAAAAUCAUCCUAUUGCAAGCAGCAUGCAGAGGUUACAUAGCACGGCAAAGAUUUAAAGCUUUAAAAGAGCAGAGAUUAAAAGACAGACAGCUGGAGAAUGGAGUGUCAAUCAGAGAAGAGGAUAGACUGGAGGCAGAUGAUGCUAUGAAAAUUAGGGGCUCAGACCCAUCUAAGUGGGAGGAUGGAUCGUUUGAACAGCGGGUGAGAGCUGUAGAGGAACAUAAAUCAGUAAUAGAGAAUAGUCGGGUGAAUCAUGCUGAUCCAGUAGACAGUUCUGGAGACUUACUGUACAAAAGACACGAGAGAGCCAGCAGCCAAAGUGGCAUGGACAUUGAAGAGGAAGUAGUUGUGAAGGAGAGGCCGAAAUCACUGGAGGAUCUCAAUCAGAAAAAAGUGGUCCGGGCAAAAAGAGAAAGCCGGAGAAUGCGUGAAUUGGAACAAGCAAUAUUUAGCUUGGAAUUGCUUAAGGUCCGAUCCACUGGCGGGGUGUCUCCCUCAGAGGAGCGUCGGUGGUCCACAGAGCUUGUGUCAGAGGUCCUUCAUUCUCCACAGGGUACCCCAGAGAGUGAAAGCUCUCAGGGGAGCUUAGAAGUGUUAAGCUGUGAGGAUACUCAGAAGAAUAAACUUGAUUCUCCAGUUUUAGAAGAGCAAGACAUGCAGUCUGUCUCCACUGAGACCCAGGACUCUUUACCUCACAGUCCUAAGCCUGAUUUGCAGGACACAACCUUCUUCUCAGCAGAUGUGAACAGCAACUUAUCUAACAGAAAAAGGACACCAUCAAGUUCUGAGUUAUCAGAGAGUCCUGCUACUAAGGAGCAGAUGGUCUGUGAUACCCAGAAUGUUAUCUACAAAAUGCAUCCAAGAGAGACCUUCAUUUCUAGCAAUCUGCCUACUUUCUACAUUCCACCACAGGACACCCAGAAAGCAUAUCAGUCACUGGUGGAGAAUAACUUGAAGAACAAACUAAUGGAAAAGGAAGGAAGACCAGGUACUUUUCCUGAGGUUCAGAAAGAUACAGAACCAGGCAGGCAGGGCCAGGGCAAAGCCUUGGACAAAGAGAGAGGAGAAAACCCUCCUGUCAAGCAAGAGGAAAGCCUGCCUGCUCUUGCAUCAGAUACACAUUCUUCAGACUCUGUUAUCAGGAGACUUGAGAAGCUGAAUGUGGAGAAGGAGGAGCGACAAAAGCAGCUGCAGCAGCAAAAUGAGAGGGAGAUGAUGGAGCAGAUCCGCCAGCAGAAGGAAAUUCUGGAGAAACAACGCAAAGUUUUUGAGCAGUUCGAGAGACAAGGGAGGGGAGAGGCCUUGCAAAGGACUGAGCACAGCAGAAUCAAGGAUCCCUCACAAGGAGUGUCUCACAGACCCCCAAAGAAAACAGACAACAGGCCUCAAUCUCUCCUCAUCCUGAAUCCCCAGAGCAAAGGGGAAAAUUGCCAGACUGUGAAUACAACACCAGCCUCAUCAGUGGAUAUUAAAGGGCUCACUGUUGCAAAAAAAGGGAGCCCCCCAGCCCACGUAGCACAAAAGGACAGGCCUGUCAGCAUGUUCCUGGAACGAAAAGAAGGUCAACCUGGAAUGACACAGGAAUCAACCAGAACAGAUCGGUGGAAUUCAAAACUGGCUGUAGAAUCUGGGGACUUCUCUAGCAGCCACGCUGCAAGGACAGAGCGCCUCAGGCAACCCCGAAUUCCCAGCCAGAGCACUGACGCCUCUUCUAGUGAGCCACGGGCUAGUGCUAUUUUCUUCACACCAAAAGACAGUCAUUUCCUUUUCAACAAGGAAUCUUCAAAUCAUCAAAUCCUUUCGAAAGAUGAACCACCUAGAAAGCCACUAAAGUUCCCUGGGCCAGGCAGAGGGGGGGUUGCCAGACCGGCCCAUAAAAAGAAAGCCCGCAUGGCGCGGACGCGCUCCGAUUUCUUGACUAGAGGUACUUUUGCUGAUGGGGAGGGUGAUACAGAGGAAGAUGAUUACGAUGACGAUUUUGAGUUUCUUCUCUCCCCUGACCAACCUCCUCACCUUGAGCCAGGGCCUACAGCCAGACUUGGGCAGGCCUGUUACAGUGACUCUGAAAUGACAUUGCAGCGUUUCACAUCAAGUGAAGGCCAAACAAAGCUUCAUAAAACAAUGUCUCAGGGUGAGAUUGGGAAGCUGGCAACUGUUCAGAAGAAUCUGCCUGCCGACGGAAGGCCUCAGAGAGCCAAGAUGAGAUUCUGGGUGAAAGGGAAACAGGGAGACAAGAAAACACCCAGAGAGAAGCUUACGACCCAGUCUGAGCUGCUUGAGCUAUAUACAGAGCAAGAGGAACCAAACGUAGAGGUGACUCCUGGCCUCCAGCUUGGUGAAGAGUUGGGUCCACAUCACCUGACACCCCCAAGGAGUCCAGAGCUGUCAGGCAUCUAUAGAAGGGAAUUUAAGGAGAACAAGGAGCCAUCUCCCAAAGUGAAGCGUAAGCGCAGCGUGAAGAUCAGCAGCUUGGCACUGGAGCCUGUACAGUGGCAGAAUGACUCUCUGCAGAUCAUAACCAGUGCUGGUGACUUGAAAAGUAUGGAUGAGUUUCUCCUGAAAAAGAUGAAUGAUCUGGAUAAUGAAGACAGUAAGAAGGACACACUUGUGGAUGUGGUGUUUAAGAAAGCAUUAAAAGAAUUCCGGCAAAACAUCUUUAGCUUUUACUCAUCAGCUUUGGCGAUGGAUGAUGGGAAGAGCAUCCGGUAUAAAGACCUGUAUGCCCUGUUCGAGCAGAUUCUGGAGAAAACCAUGAGGCAAGAGCAGAGGGAUUGGAGUGAAUCACCCGUCAAAGUUUGGGUCAACACCUUUAAAGUAUUCCUUGAUGAGUAUAUGACAGAAUACAAACCUCUGGAUUACACUGCUGGAAAGGUGCCAAAAACAGAGAGAAAAAAGAGAAGAAAAAAAGAAGCAGAUGUGGUGGAAGAGCAUAAUGGUCACAUCUUUAAGGCAACUCAGUACAGCAUCCCCACAUACUGCGAGUACUGCUCCUCCUUGAUCUGGAUAAUGGACAGGGCUUCUGUUUGUAAAUUAUGUAAGUAUGCUUGUCACAAGAAGUGCUGUCUUAAAACCACAACCAAGUGCUCCAAAAAGUAUGAUCCCGAGCUUUCGUCACGGCAGUUUGGGGUUGAGCUCUCCCGACUGACCAAUGAGGAGCGAGCGGUGCCACUGGUGGUGGAGAAGCUCAUAAACUACAUUGAAAUGCAUGGAUUGUACACCGAGGGCAUUUACAGGAAGUCAGGCUCAACCAAUAAGAUAAAGGAGCUCCGACAGGGUCUUGACACAGAUAUUGACAACGUAAAUCUAGAUGACUACAAUAUUCAUGUCAUUGCCAGCGUGUUCAAACAGUGGCUGAGAGAUUUGCCGAAUCCUCUCAUGACCUUCGAACUCUACGAGGAAUUUCUGCGAGCUAUGGGCCUGCAGGAGAGGAAGGAGACCAUCCGAGGCGUGUACUCUGUCAUUGAUCAGCUCUCUCGCACCCACCUCAGUACCCUGGAACGCCUCAUCUUUCACCUUGUGAGGAUUGCCCUACAGGAAGAGACCAAUCGAAUGUCAGCUAAUGCCCUGGCCAUUGUGUUUGCUCCCUGUAUUCUCCGCUGUCCUGACACAACUGACCCACUGCAGAGCGUUCAGGACAUCAGUAAAACAACCACCUGUGUGGAGUUGAUUGUCAUAGAGCAGAUGAAUAAAUACAGGGCUCGUCUCAAGGACAUCAACAGCCUGGAGUUUGCUGAAAACAAAGCAAAAAGCAGGCUGUCUUUGAUCCGCAGAUCAAUGAAACCUGUACUAAUUGCAGUUAGAUUUAUGAGCAUAACCCGCAAUUCAAUCCCGGGCAAAGGACGUCUAAGGCGUGGAACUUUCCCAAGUCCAACAUCUCCUGUUUCAGUGCGAUUACCCUCCGUGUCUGAUGUUUCUGAGGAGACCGUGAGUAGUGAGGAGGCAAUGGAGAUGGAUGUCACUGAUCAGCAGCAGGCAGCUAUGCAGCAAGAGGAGAGGGUGCUGACUGAGCAGAUCGAGAGCUUGCAGAAGGAAAAGGAGGAGCUGACUUUUGAGAUGCUUGCACUGGAGCCCCGAGCCUCUGAUGACGAAACCCUCGAGUCUGAAGCUUCCAUUGGCACUGCGGAUAGCUCAGAAAAUUUGAACUUUGACUCUGAAGGGGCUAUGUCUGAUCGAUCGGAGAGAAGUUUAGCACUUAGUUCGCUGAGGCCUGUCAAGAUUGAAUCCACAAGCAGGUUGCGAAGGCAACUGAGGAAGCAGCAAGACUCUCUGGACUCAGUGGAUUCUUCGGUUUCUUCUCCGUCUUCAUCCUCCUCAUCCUGCUUACCUCACAUGACUAGGAAACGAUUCCAAAUGUACUCCAAGUCGCCCUUCUAUCGAGUAGUUGCUCCUGGCAAUAUCACUGAGCAGAGGCUGGGACUUGAAGGGUUACCAGGGCAGCUUAGGGGUCUGGAUGACAGGCCCCAGUUCACCAGCAGAGGGACGUUCAGCCCUGAGAAAGGCAAACAGAAACUGAAGAAUGUGAAAAACUCACCCCAGAAAACCAAAGAGCUCCCAGAGGGGGCAGCUGGGGCAGGCCGGAAAAGAAACACUGAAGCAGACUGCAGCAGCACCCAGCAGCUGGUGCUUUUUGGGAACAAUGAGUUCAUGGUGUGAACCAGUUGCCCAAAAUCUCCUCAUUGCUGCAGACGAGUGAUAGCAUCUCACCUUUGGUAUCUUCCCCCUCAUCAUCACCGCCGCCACCACCACCAUUGUAGAGUUACUGCCAGCUGCCCAUGCAAAGCAUUUAUUCACUAAUUGCUUGGGCUUCCAACCUUGCAUUGCCAGUGCUACAGGGAGCAGAAGACUAACUCUUAACAAAAGCCUGUUGGGGACAGUUUCAGCAGUGGCCUUAGCUCUUUUUAAUAUUUUGGAACUCAAAACCUGCCAGGUUUUUCUGACUGGGGACUCAGAACAAAAGAAAAUAGAUUGGGGCAAGAAUUGCUAGUGAGCUCUGUUAUACUUCCCGUCAGCCCCUGGCUUUCUCUUUCUGAGCAGAGGAAAUGGGGAGAGGGAAAAUCAAGCCACCAGGUAAUGCCAACAGGAUCUUGGAGUUUGGGGAGCUGGUCCACGCCUGUCUUGACCUUGAUGUGAAAGCUGCAGACUGUGUGUUUGUGCUGGGAUGAAGCAUAAACUCCUCCUUACAAGGAACCACAGCAAAGAGUAGACCAAGCCCUUUGUUCAGAGCCAUUUAUAAUGCACUCCAUGUUGUUGUCAGGUGAUAAUAAAAAGCUAUCAUUUCCAUUCAAGCAAUCAGAGCAUGUCUCAAAACUCCCACCACACAGACCUGCAAUGAAAAGAGAGUGAUUUUUAUUUUUGUUGUUGUUGAUAUGUCAGGAAAACUAAUGCCAGUUUCACUCCUGGUUAGUUCAAGCCAAAUACUUGUGCCGAAUUUUCAAUAGCCAUAACUAAUCCUGUGAUCGAGGCACAAAGAAGCAUUUCUAAAAAACAAAGGAGCCUUUAGAAAUAUAAACCUAAAACAUUAUGACCACAUCACAACCCUGAAGUGCUGCCUACUUGUAUACACUGACCAAGUAAACAAUGGUUAACAGUCCCAGUGAAGAACAGGAACUUCUCAGCCAAGCAGCAAACUCAUGCAGACAAAACAGCACUAUUUUAAUUGCAGUGUUAAAUCAAAAGGAAAUGCAUGGAAAAGUGUUAAGGAAAAUUUUCCCAAAGUAAUCUGUUUUUAAAAUGUGACCUUAACCAACUUUCUCCCCUUUUCUCAGAUCAUCAGUAUUAAAAGCAAAAAGAAAAAAAAUCAAGGACUACUUUUUGUUAAUAUUCUGGUUACUGAAGUUCACUGUAUAUAUAUUUUAAAGGUUUUUAUCCCCCCCCCCCGUAGAUGGAACAUUUUUGCCAGGAAAAGAAAGGGAGAAGUGAGGGAAGGUAGAAUAGCCCCUAAGAUUAUUGCAGGGAAAGAAAUGGCACCAUUUUUCACCAUAGUGCAUCACCAUUCACCAUGUCUCAGCUCACUGAACAUUUUGUGAGAUUAACAACCUGCCUAAACUGCUUAGAACACGUGAGAAGCUGAUGCAUGUGCACCUCUCACUGUAAAUGUGACACCUUUUGUCAAGGCAAGUAUGUGACAAAGUAUUUUUAAAAAGUUCUCACUAGAUCUCUUUAGAGUAAGACGAGUAGUGUCAUUCUGUCAGAUCAAGGCUAGAUUUGUUAUUCAUGAUGUCAUCCUGUGACUUGCCACCAGCACAGAUGUUGCUGUAACACUUUUAAAAAGCAGAUUUGUAGGAAUCUAAUUAUUAAGCUUAGUGGCAGUAGUCCAGGAGGUCACUUAGUGACUUGGAACUUUAUGGGGAUGUCCCUACAUGUUAGUCUGCAUCCACAGUCACAUGGACGAAGACCAGCAAUCCCAAAGUAUCAUUCAGAGAAAUUACAGAUGCCAGGCCAUUUCCCUAAGCAGCCAGGAAUUUGCUGAUGCUGAGACGAGGAGUUGAUUAGAAGGGGCUUCAGGACCUUAGUUAGAAUAAUUAGCUGAAUAACUGCUGGAUUGGACGUGCCAGUUAACCUGCUAGUUCUGUCCUGGGUAAUGUUCUGAAGCCAAAUGUGGUUGUAACCUUGAUCCUCCUAAUCAGAAAUAGCAGCACUGGUUUGUGUGCCUGACCUUUCUCUCUCUAGCAUCCAAGAGUAAUGGGAAAAGAUAUUUGCAUUUCAUAAUAUUGCUGGAUAAUGGUUUUGUUAUUUUACCUCCAUAAUAUGGAACUAGAAGUAUGAUGCAACUCCCAGUA
Chelonoidis abingdonii (Abingdon island giant tortoise) is the source of this 10492-nucleotide messenger RNA. RefSeq names its product myosin IXA (gene MYO9A). Gene Ontology annotation, molecular function: microfilament motor activity; ATP binding; GTPase activator activity. NCBI's taxonomy places the organism in Eukaryota, Metazoa, Chordata, Testudines, Testudinidae. The record is from RefSeq and is a predicted model, not a curated record. Gene Ontology annotation, biological process: positive regulation of GTPase activity; establishment of epithelial cell apical/basal polarity; intracellular signal transduction. Gene Ontology annotation, cellular component: axonal growth cone; myosin complex; actin filament.